Molecule: messenger RNA, 4029 nt
Organism: Dioscorea cayenensis subsp. rotundata (Guinea yam)
Lineage: Eukaryota; Viridiplantae; Streptophyta; Magnoliopsida; Dioscoreales; Dioscoreaceae
Product: DNA-directed RNA polymerase II subunit RPB2
Exons: 25
Coding region: 129-3713 (1194 amino acids)
Biological process (GO): DNA-templated transcription
Cellular component (GO): RNA polymerase II, core complex
Molecular function (GO): ribonucleoside binding; DNA-directed RNA polymerase activity; DNA binding
Source: RefSeq, a predicted model, not a curated record
CUCUUUUGCUUUCAAAGACUCUUCAUUCAAUUGCGCACUUUUGCAAACCCUACUUCUCUGCUCUUCGAUCUCGUUCCUCCUCGAGAAGCCAUUAGAGGGCGAGCUUGAAGCUUGGAGAGAGGGCGAGGAUGAUGGAGGUUGGGGAAGAGUAUGGUAGUGGAGGGAUGGCGAUGGAUGAUGUCUCGGAAGAGGAGGAGAUAACGCAGGAGGACGCUUGGGCGGUGAUCAGCGCCUAUUUUGAAGAGAAGGGCCUGGUGCGGCAGCAGCUUGAUUCUUUUGAUGAGUUUAUCCAGAACACCAUGCAGGAGAUUGUUGAUGAAUCGGCUGAUAUCGAGAUCCGCCCUGAGUCCCAACACAACCCCGCUCGCCAGCAAGAUUACCUCGAGACUAUCUACAAGAUAAGUUUCGGGCAAAUAUAUUUGAGUAGGCCUAUGAUGACUGAAUCGGAUGGAGAAACUGCCACUCUGUUUCCUAAAGCUGCAAGAUUGCGGAACCUGACAUAUUCAGCUCCAUUAUAUGUGGAUGUCACUAAAAAGAUCAUCAGGAAGGGCCUUGAUUGUGAAGAAGUGACUGAGACCCAAGAUUUUGCAAAAGUGUUCAUUGGAAAGGUUCCUAUUAUGUUACGUUCUAGUUACUGCACAUUGUUUCAAAAUUCAGAAAAGGACCUUACAGAACUUGGAGAAUGUCCAUAUGACCAAGGAGGAUACUUCAUCAUUAAUGGAAGUGAGAAGGUCCUGAUUGCACAGGAAAAGAUGAGUACAAAUCAUGUCUAUGUUUUCAAGAAAAGGCAGCCUAACAAGUAUGCAUAUGUAGCUGAAGUAAGAUCCAUGGCAGAGUCUCAGAAUAGGCCUGCAAGUAGCAUGUUUGUGCGAAUGCUUUCUCGCACAAGUGCUAAAGGGGGUUCUUCGGGACAGUAUAUUCGGGCAACUCUUCCAUAUAUUCGGGCAGAUAUCCCAAUAAUUAUUGUUUUCAGAGCAUUGGGUUUUGUGGCUGACAGAGAUAUAUUGGAGCAUAUAUGCUAUGAUUUCUCAGACACACAAAUGAUGGAACUACUGCGACCAUCAUUAGAAGAAGCCUUCGUCAUACAAAAUCAGCAGGUUGCAUUAGACUAUAUAGGAAAGCGAGGGGCAACUGUUGGGGUGACAAGGGAGAAAAGGAUCAAGUAUGCUAAAGAGAUCCUUCAAAAAGAAAUGCUCCCCCAUGUUGGUGUUGGGGAGUAUUGUGAAACAAAGAAAGCUUAUUAUUUUGGGUAUAUCAUCCAUCGGCUUUUAUUAUGUGCACUUGGCCGAAGACCUGAAGAUGAUAGGGAUCAUUAUGGCAAUAAAAGGCUUGAUCUUGCUGGACCUUUGCUUGGGGGCUUAUUCAGAAUGCUAUUCAGAAAAUUGACUAGGGAUGUCAGAUCCUAUGUCCAAAAGUGUGUUGAUAACAAUAAAGAUGUCAACUUGCAAUUUGCAAUUAAAGCUAAAACCAUUACUAGUGGUCUCAAGUAUUCUCUUGCCACUGGAAAUUGGGGACAAGCCAAUCAAGCUGGUACUAGAGCAGGUGUUUCACAGGUGUUGAAUCGCCUCACAUUUGCUUCUACUCUCUCUCAUUUACGAAGAUUAAACUCUCCCAUAGGCCGUGAAGGUAAGCUGGCAAAACCCCGACAGCUGCAUAAUUCUCACUGGGGAAUGAUGUGUCCUGCUGAAACUCCUGAAGGACAAGCUUGUGGUCUUGUGAAAAAUCUAGCCUUAAUGGUGUACAUAACAGUUGGGUCAGCUGCAAACCCUCUUUUGGAGUUUUUGGAAGAAUGGAGUACAGAAAACUUUGAGGAAAUAUCUCCUGCGGUUAUUCCUCAAGCUACCAAGAUUUUUGUUAAUGGUUGUUGGGUUGGCAUUCAUCGCAAUCCUGAUCUCUUGGUGAAAACUCUAAGGAAGUUGAGGAGACAGAUUGACAUCAACACUGAAGUAGGAGUCAUACGUGAUAUUCGGUUGAAAGAAUUGCGGCUUUACACAGACUAUGGUCGUUGCAGUCGCCCACUUUUUAUUGUGGAAAAACAAAGGCUGCUGAUAAAGAAAAAGGAUAUUAGAGCUCUUCAAGAAAGGGAAACUUCGGAAGAAGGUUGGCAUGAUCUUGUUGCAAAAGGAUUCAUAGAGUACAUAGACACUGAGGAAGAAGAGACUACAAUGAUUUCCAUGACCAUUAACGAUCUUGUAAAUGCAAGGCAGAAUCCAGAGGAGGCAUACUCUGACACGUAUACUCAUUGUGAGAUUCAUCCAUCAUUGAUUUUGGGUGUUUGUGCGUCUAUCAUUCCUUUUCCUGACCACAACCAGUCACCCCGUAACACAUACCAGUCAGCAAUGGGCAAACAAGCUAUGGGUAUUUAUGUGACAAACUACCAAUUACGAAUGGACACUUUGGCCUAUGUGUUAUACUAUCCACAGAAACCACUGGUUACUACUCGUGCCAUGGAACAUUUGCACUUUAGGCAACUACCUGCAGGCAUUAAUGCAAUUGUUGCAAUUGCAUGUUAUUCUGGUUACAACCAAGAAGAUUCUGUCAUCAUGAACCAAUCUUCGAUUGAUCGUGGGUUCUUUCGGUCUCUUUUCUUCCGUUCAUACAGAGAUGAAGAAAAGAAGAUGGGAACUCUGGUCAAAGAGGAUUUUGGGAAACCAAACAGGGAAAAUACAAUGGGCAUGCGACAUGGGUCUUAUGACAAAUUGGAUGACGAUGGUCUUGCACCUCCUGGUACGAGAGUUUCUGGAGAAGAUGUCAUUAUUGGCAAAACAUCUCCAAUUCCCCAGGAUGAGAGUCAAGGGCAAGCUUCAAGAUACACCAGGCGUGAUCACAGUACCAGUUUACGUCAUAGUGAAAGUGGGAUGGUUGAUCAGGUUCUAUUGACAACGAAUGCUGAUGGUUUGAGGUUCGUCAAAGUAAGAAUGAGAUCUGUCCGGAUACCCCAAAUUGGGGAUAAGUUUAGCAGUAGACACGGUCAAAAAGGAACAGUUGGCAUGACUUAUACACAGGAAGAUAUGCCAUGGACAGUAGAGGGCAUUACACCUGAUAUUAUAGUGAAUCCUCAUGCCAUUCCCUCCCGAAUGACAAUUGGUCAACUCAUUGAGUGUAUUAUGGGGAAGGUUGCUGCUCAUAUGGGUAAGGAGGGUGAUGCUACUCCUUUCACUGAUGUCACGGUGGAUAAUAUUAGCAAAGCUCUUCAUAAAUGUGGAUAUCAGAUGCGCGGCUUUGAGACAAUGUACAAUGGCCACACAGGACGGAAGUUGACCGCUAUGAUAUUUCUUGGACCGACUUACUAUCAAAGGCUGAAGCACAUGGUUGAUGAUAAAAUCCACUCUCGUGGCCGUGGGCCUGUGCAGAUCCUCACAAGACAACCAGCAGAAGGUCGUUCUCGUGAUGGAGGCCUGCGCUUUGGGGAGAUGGAACGAGAUUGCAUGAUUGCACACGGAGCAGCACAUUUCCUGAAAGAACGCCUGUUCGAUCAGAGCGAUGCUUACAGAGUUCAUGUCUGUGAGAAAUGCGGCCUCAUCGCUAUCGCCAACCUGAAGAAGAACUCCUUCGAGUGCAGAGGUUGCAAGAACAAGACUGACAUUGUCCAAGUGCAUAUUCCGUACGCUUGUAAGCUUCUUUUCCAAGAACUCAUGGCCAUGGCGAUUGCUCCACGAAUGCUUACAAAAGAAGUCAAACCAACGAAAGAUCAAAAGAAGAAAUCAACUUGAUCUGUGCCGAUCAUUACCCAAGUUUUUUCGACAUAAACUGUGCUGACAAUGCAUGCAUGUGAUCUUCUCAAGGUUCAUAGACUAGUAAGAGUCAUUAUUCCCCAUCUUUGUUUGAAAUUAGUGUAUCGUCAUCGCAAAAAAGGAUGAACAAGUUGAACAAUAUAGUCUUGAGGAUCGAACUAGUGACUAAAUAUGUUCUGUUCUUACAACUUUGUAUUUAAUGACUCAUAGUUGAAAUUGGCACACAAUCAAAAAGCUGUUGAAACAUUGGCCUGUAUGUAUGUUUUGUGCCUUUUAUCCACUGAAGAGUUUGUCU